Molecule: messenger RNA, 1101 nt
Organism: Helianthus annuus (common sunflower)
Lineage: Eukaryota; Viridiplantae; Streptophyta; Magnoliopsida; Asterales; Asteraceae
Exons: 1
Coding region: 1-1101 (366 amino acids)
Source: RefSeq, a predicted model, not a curated record
AUGAAUUUCUUAUCCAUCAAUUUGAGAGGGUUGGGUGGGGAUGAGAAAGCUAGAUGGGUGAAAGGGAUAAAGGUCAAAUUCGGGAUCUCGUUUGCAGCGUUCCAAGAAUCUAAGUGUGGUGCUGUGAAUGAAGGGGUUUUCGCUAGAUUCUGGGGUUGUAAGGAUUUUGGUGUGGAUUGGGUGGAUUUGAGCGGUUUGUCUGGAGGGUUGGUCAGUAUUUGGGAUAAGAAGUUAUUCGAAAUUGGUAGUUCCAUUAAGGAUAGAAAUUUUCUGGUCGUUAGCGGUAAGAUCAAAGGGAGUGGUCACCAGAUUAAUAUCGCCAAUAUUUAUGCUCCUCAGGAUGUUCAAGGGAAAAAACUUCUUUGGGAUCGUCUUCUGGGGUUAAUUGACGCCUUCUCGGGUCUGUGGAUUUUCCUUAGGGACUUCAAUGCGGUCAGGGUUCCUGAGGAAAGACUUAACACUCGGUUCAACGCCUCUUGUGCCAGAUUCUUUAAUUCUUUUAUUUUUAAUGGCGGGUUGUUGGAGUAUGCGAUGAAAGAUAGAAAGUAUACUAGAUGGGCAGACAAUGGGAAGAAGUGUAGCAAAAUUGAUCGUUUUCUGGUUUGCUCCGGGUUUUUUGGGUUAUGGCCAAACGCUUGCUUUAGAGCCUUACCGAGGAUGUUUUCGGAUCACAACCCAAUUGUGUUGGUUACUAAGGAGUCUAACUUCGGGCCGAAGCCCUUUAGAGUCUUUAACUCGUGGUUUGGUCGGCCGGGGUUCGACUCGACGGUCAGAGAAGCGGCCCGUUCCUUUGUGGGUUCUGGGCCUGCUGAUUUGUGCUUGUUGAAAAAAUUCAAAUGGAUUAGGUCUCAUGUGAAGGUUUGGAGGGAUGAUAUGAUUAAGAAAGAAGGGGAAUUAGAGGCUAUUGCGAGAGAAGAAAUUGAGGAGUUAGAGAAAUUGUUGGAAGUUAGGGACUUAGCUGAGGAGGAAGAGUGGGCUCUUUCUGAGAAUCUGCUUCGCAUUAAGGAGAUAGAAGAGAAUAAGACGAAGGACCUGAAACAGAGAUCGAGGGUUAGAUGGGCCAAAGAGGGAGACGAAAACUCUAGUUUUUUCAUUCGAUGA